Messenger RNA from Plectropomus leopardus (leopard coralgrouper), 335 nucleotides. NCBI's taxonomy places the organism in Eukaryota, Metazoa, Chordata, Actinopteri, Perciformes, Serranidae. The record is from RefSeq and is a predicted model, not a curated record.
ACACGAGGCUCGUUUUAAACAGCGUAUGUUGGAGCUGACAGACACCAAUAACACGGCCUACCUGUUUCUGUCUGCUGCCAACCGCUGGCUGGAGGUCCGAACGGAUUACCUCGGAGCAGUGAUCGUGUUGACGGCAGCAGGAGCCGCCAUAUGGAGCCCAUGGAAGCUGCACUCCGGAGGCCUGGUGGGCCUCGGACUCACAUACGCCCUCACUGUCACAAACUACCUGAACUGGGUUGUGAGGAAUUUGGCGGACCUGGAGGUCCAGAUGGCAGCUGUGAAGAAGGUCAACAGCUUCCUCGGCACGGAGUCAGAGAACUACGAGGGAUCUAUGG